This is a messenger RNA of Bemisia tabaci, 1919 nucleotides long. RefSeq names its product nucleolar protein 11. Gene Ontology annotation, cellular component: nucleus; nucleolus. Gene Ontology annotation, molecular function: RNA binding. Gene Ontology annotation, biological process: maturation of SSU-rRNA. The record is from RefSeq and is a predicted model, not a curated record. Lineage: Eukaryota; Metazoa; Arthropoda; Insecta; Hemiptera; Aleyrodidae.
CUAACCUCACAAUUUCAAUCCAAAAUUUUGGCUCGCAACACGUGAAACGUGAAAACUUUCCACAAUGUGUGAAUUCUCUAGUUUUAAACCUCUUUAAUCUGUAUAUAGAUACCAUAUAAUGGCUAAACUUAGCACUCGGUUCGAUUUAUGCCGCUUAAUCGAUCUCAAAAGUUUAUUAGGAGUUUCUGAAGAUUCAGAACCCGGCUGCGUCAUUGUCACUCUUGGCAAGAACAUUGUCAUUAGAUUCAAAAUAAAUGACCAGAAGCAAGAAAGCAGUUGGAGUAGUAAGGAUAAACUAUCCGCACCCGUUGUUUUUGACAAUAACCAAGAGCAUUAUGUAGGUGUUUUUAAUGGAAACCAAAUUCGGCUGUGGACAAAAGAAGCAGAUCAAUUAGAUAAAAUAAAAAAAUACAAAUUUAGCAAGGAAAUCUUCGGUGUCAUCGCUCAUAAUGAGUUGAAGCGCACCACUGUUGUCGUCUUUCGGGAUGGCUGUGUUCUCCCUCUCAGUGUGGCGCUGGAAGAUCGCAAAAAUAUUCCUGAUACAGGGUCAUUUUUAAACGCGACUCAAACUAUUGAUCAAGCUCAGCUACUCUCCAUAUGGAAUCAUGAAUUUGUCGUCUUGCACACUACAAAGGACCAGGAAAUCACAUGCUUGGAGUUGGUACCCCUGUUACCAGAAACACUUUCUCAUGUUAGUUUGGAACUCAAGUAUCCUGACGAUGAUGGUAUUAAAUUAGUCGGCCAUUGCGUUCAUGCUUUUGAAUCGUGUCAACUCAUCACUCUCUGGUCGAAUGGAAAAUUGUAUUCUAUGGAACUGCUGACAAGCGUGACUCAGUCUUUUCCUGGUCGGUGCCUAGCUACAUUGUCUGUUUUAAAUUCCAAACACCCGGUAAAAAUUACUUCAAUUGGUUCUCACCAUAUUGCUAUCUAUGGUGCAGAUCCCUCUGAAGAAGGAGCUGUGCUGAUAAUUUUCAAUAUUCAAUUUAGUCUGGUACAGUGUAGGCAACUUUUCAAAUUAUUCUCCAACCCCCCUCGACUGUGGGUAAUCGGAUCGAAUCUUAUUUUAGCUGAGCAGCAACACUUGAAAGUGAUACCUUUCAGGUUAUCAGCUCAAAGACUAUCCGCUUUAAUUGGAUCUCAUCGGCCAGCGCAGAGAGAAGGUGUCACGGUCGGUGAAUGGGUGGGGCAGCUGUCUUUGAAAAAAACUGGCCAAAAACCAUUACCUCCCUCCGAUGUUUUUCCAGAAUCCGUCGUAGAAACAAUUAAAGAAUUAACGCUUUCAGGCUCCUCUGAAUCUGUGAUUUGUGAAGUAGUAGUCCCUCAACUGAUAGAGAAAAACAGUUUAGCUGGUCUAACGUGGAUACUUCACUUUUUUGUCGACAUCCCAGACGCCUCCCUUCUGAAGAUUCUAGUGCAUUGUUUAAAAAAUCCGUCUGAAACUGAGCAAAAGGGUGUCGCUUCCUUGAUUCUUCAAAAGCCAGCCGUACAAAACGUUAGAUUGUUUCGGAGUCACAGCUCAUUUCAAUCUACCGUUAAUCUAUUGUCAAUAAUUAAUGAGCUACUAGGUGAAUCUUUAGGCGAUUGUAAUAUUUUGAACUGGGCUUGCCUGUGUCUGGAUGCUUAUUACCAACAAUUUUUACUCAUCAAGGAUGCUUCAACCUUAGAAUUGCUGAAGUCUGUCGCAGAUGCAGUCUCAUCAGAGUUGGAUUACAUGGAAUCACUCAAGGAACUAGGAGCAACCGUUAGAGUCCUCAAUAGUGGGGAACAAGGACUAAAUCGGAAGAAUCAUACCCUAAAUAAAAAAUAUGCGAUUCAUUUUUUGCAUUUUUUCAAUUCCUCUUAAUUUUGUAAGUAGUUGUUUUUUCUUGUUGUAAAUUAGUCAUAUUUUGUAAAUAAACACAAUUUUUUUAUCAAAAGAA